AUUGUUUGUGAGUUGUCUCGACCCGUUCGUGUUCUAUUCUGUUCGGUUCCUCUCAGGACGAGAGAACUACAAAUCGUCGGUCAGCAGCAUUUCUUCAACAGUCCUCCUUGUGUCACAGGUUAAAAAUGUCUGCCCGAGUUUUCGUUGGACACCUUCCACGUAAAGUGGACCGCAGAGAUAUCGAAGAUUAUUUCGACCGCAUCGGUAGGAUCCGCGACGUAGUUCACAAAGGGAACUACGCAUUCGUAGAGUUCGCAGAUGAACGUGACGCCCGAGAUGCCAUUUCUGAACUAAACGGUACAUCUUGGAAAGGCGAACGCAUCAUCGUGGAGCUCGCCAACCGGCGCCGCCGGAGCAGGAGUCAAUCUGGCGAUAGACGGGGCAGAAACCCACGCAGGAAGCCCGGUCGUAUCACAAGGGGACCUCCUCGUCGCACCGACUACCAAAUAUCAAUCAAGAAUCUGAGCACUCGGGUAUCCUGGCAGGAUCUCAAGGAUAUAUUUGGUGAAGUCGCCAAGGUUGUGUACGCCGAUGCCCACAACAAAAGAAGAAAUUAUGGCAUCGUGGAAUUCGACACCAAGGAAGAAAUGAAUCGUUGCUACGAGAAAUUCAACGGAAAGUCCUUUAACGGACGUAAGAUCGAGAUGGAGCUUAACGUCAAGACUCGGCACUCUUCUAGGUCACGGUCUCGCUCCCGCAGAUCAAGGUCACGAUCCUCUCGCAGUCGAUCCAGGUCCCGCUCCCGGAGCUCUCGUCGCCGCUCCCGUAGUGGAUCCGAGCGAUCUCGCAGCCGGAGCCGAUCGAGAGACCGUAGAUCUCGCUCACGCGAAGACAAUCGCGAGAAGUCGAAGAGUGUCGAAAAGAAAAGAGAAAACCGCUCUGAGAGUCCCCGAAAGGACAAAGACAGAUCGGCAAGUCCUGACGGCAUUAAGCGCUCCCAUUCUCGAUCGAAGUCCGCUUCUCGUUCAAGGUCGCGAUCUCGUUCCGCCGGCCAAAAACGAUCGCGAUCGCCCUCUGCCGAAGAAGAUCGUAGAUCCCGUUCGCGGUCAAGGAGCCGAUCACCAAAACGAGCGCGAUCCGACAGUCACUCCCCGGCUCCUAAUGGGAAAGACAGGAGCCGAUCUCGAAGCUCAUCGGUCGGAGCAUCUCCGGGUCGGCGAGAUGCGAACGACGUGAGUGCCUCCCGAGACUCGAUCGAAGUCUGAUUUCUCCUCCGAGUCUCAAUCUUCCUCAAGGAAACCUCGAACGGACCAGCGAACUCCACUGACCUUCGCGCUUCUUAUUGCAGGAUGGGGAUAAUUCUGCCUAGGAGGAAAACUAUGGCAAGUUUGAGACGGAAGAAGCGAACACCAGCGAGAAACGACAUCGCAACCGAGUCGACCCCAACGGCAUUAUAUGCGCUUUUCUUUUCUUUCCUUUCCCAUCCAUUUCUAUUCCAGCUAAACAGCUAUCAGUAUCACCCCAACCAUGUCGUUAUACAAUGCGAACCAAUAAAACA
Galendromus occidentalis (western predatory mite) is the source of this 1498-nucleotide messenger RNA. RefSeq names its product serine/arginine-rich splicing factor 5. Gene Ontology annotation, molecular function: mRNA binding. The record is from RefSeq and is a predicted model, not a curated record. The transcript has 5 exons. Gene Ontology annotation, cellular component: cytoplasm; nucleus. Lineage: Eukaryota; Metazoa; Arthropoda; Arachnida; Mesostigmata; Phytoseiidae. The coding region runs from base 126 to 1205 and encodes 359 amino acids.